This is a messenger RNA of Rhodamnia argentea, 1557 nucleotides long. RefSeq names its product KH domain-containing protein At5g56140-like. The record is from RefSeq and is a predicted model, not a curated record. Gene Ontology annotation, molecular function: mRNA binding. Gene Ontology annotation, cellular component: nucleus. Gene Ontology annotation, biological process: regulation of mRNA splicing, via spliceosome. The transcript has 7 exons. Lineage: Eukaryota; Viridiplantae; Streptophyta; Magnoliopsida; Myrtales; Myrtaceae. The coding region runs from base 187 to 1071 and encodes 294 amino acids.
CACCGACGCCCUUGAUUGAAGAAGGAAGGGGAAGGGAGAACCUCUGGUGGGAAACCUCCCACCAGUCUCAGCCACACCAUCCGCACCGAACCGCAUCGCCGCUGCCUGUGGUGGCCGCCGCUUCGCAUGCCGGCGUUUUGACCGAUCGUUUCGGCGGUCCCGAGGCGCUCUCCAUCGGUGGCGAUUAUGACGUCCUCCGGCGGCGGCAGGUUCAUGGCCUACUCGCCAUCCCCUUCCACCGCCCCUCACUCUCCUCACCUCUCCGGCCUCCGCUCCACCUCCUCCGCCCUCGCCGAGCAGGAGAAGUAUCUCAAUGAACUACUAGCAGAACGCCUGAAAUUAAGUCCUUUUGUGGCUGUGCUUCCAACUUGCUAUCGUCUGUUAAGCCAAGAAAUAGUGCGUGUAACUACACUCUUGGAGAAUGCAUCAGUUUUAGGUCAAAGUGGGCUUGAACAUGCUAGCCCCCUGGCUUCAGGAGGGAUAUUUUCGAAUGGAGGAGCAGAAUUGAAUGGAUGGCCAUCAAGGUUUCAAUCAGAACCGUCAUUAGCACAAAAUUGGAUGAAUUCUCAGGUUAGCUCAUCCGGUCUUCUUGUCAAGAAAACCGUUCGAUUGGAUAUUCCAGUUGACAAAUUUCCCAAUUACAACUUUGUUGGGCGCCUCCUCGGCCCUAGGGGAAACUCUCUUAAACGAGUGGAAGCAAGUACUGAGUGCCGCGUUCUAAUCAGAGGCCGCGGCAGCAUUAAAGAUCCUACUAGGGUAUGGUCAGAUUGGUUCUCUGAGGAAAUGAUGAGGGGCAAACCAGGAUAUGAGCAUUUGAAUGAACCACUUCACAUCCUCAUUGAGGCGGAAUUACCUGUUGAAAUAAUUGAUGCUCGCUUAAUUCAAGCUCGUGACGUCCUGCAAGAUUUGCUUAAGCCCGUGGACGAAUCUCAGGACUUCUACAAGAAGCAGCAGUUACGAGAGCUAGCAAUGCUCAAUGGCACGCUUCGUGAUGAGAGUUCUCCUAUGUCAGGUUCCUUGUCUCCCUUCAACACGAGCCUCGGUUUGAAGAGGGCCAAGACCAGGGGGUGAUUGAUUUUGUUAGCAGGCAUUUGGAUAUUGUGUGAGCUUCCAGCUAUGAGUGGUAGGUGUGAUGGUCAACACCUCUGACAGCCCCUGGUCACCGCCGCCACAGAUUCCCCGCACUAGUCUCCAAAUAUGAUGUGUAAUGGGUCGCUGGGAAUGGUUGCUUACGCUAAAACCCAGUAACUUGCCCUCGAGUUCUGAGGCUUGCAUCUUCGUGUUGUUUUAGGUAAGUCCUAGUCCAGAGAUUGUCAGGUUGAGAUUGCCCUUAGUAUGAGGAGGCUCUUUAAUGGUAACUUGUGAUGACAGUUUUGGGAAUGUUAAUGAGGGGUUUUCUCUGAGAAGGCUCGGGUCUGGAUGGUACACAGAGGAAGACAAAAGUGUGAUGUGCUCUCGUUUAUGUCUGGAUUGGAGUGUGUUUUGUAUUAGUGAGCGUAGUCAUAUUUAUAUUUGCUAAAACAUAUUCUUUAUUAUUAAAGCUUUGCUGACUGCAAU